Molecule: messenger RNA, 1124 nt
Organism: Pterocles gutturalis (yellow-throated sandgrouse)
Lineage: Eukaryota; Metazoa; Chordata; Aves; Pterocliformes; Pteroclidae
Product: nuclear receptor coactivator 6-like
Exons: 1
Biological process (GO): positive regulation of transcription by RNA polymerase II
Cellular component (GO): nucleus; transcription regulator complex; histone methyltransferase complex
Source: RefSeq, a predicted model, not a curated record
GUGGCCAAGGAUCUGCACCUCCUCAAAAUCAGAUGCAAGCACCACAUGGCCCACCAAAUAUGAUGCAGACCAAUCUAAUGGGACUUCAUGGAAAUAUGAACAACCAGCAGGCUGGUGCUAGUGGAGUGCCCCAAGUUAACAUGGGCAACAUACAGGGACAGCCUCAGCAAGGACCACAGUCUCAGCUUAUGGGAAUGCAUCAGCAAAUCGUAUCCUCUCAAGGACAGAUGGUAAACAUUCAGGCUCAGGGAUCACUGAACCCUCAAAACCAAAUGAUACUUUCUCGAAAUCAGCUCAUGCCACAAGGCCAGAUGAUGGUGACACCACAAAACCAAAAUCUUGGUCCUUCUCCCCAAAGGAUGACCCCACCCAAACAGAUGAUUCCCCAGCAGGGACAACAGAUGAUGUCUACACACAAUCAGAUGAUGGGACCUCAGGGCCAGGUCUUGUUACAGCAAAACUCGAUGAUGGAACAGAUGAUGACCACUCAGAUGCAAGGAAAUAAACAGCCUUUUAGUACUCAAAACCAGUCCAAUGUUAUGACGGGGCCAGCUCAGCUGAUGAGAGGACCAACCCCAAACAUGCAAGGAAACAUGGUGCAGUUCACUGGGCAGAUGAUGGCACAGCAAGGCCCUGUGAAUGGUAAUCCUUCUCAGGUUAUGGGAAUGCAAGGGCAAGUUUUAAGGCCCACUGGACCUGGUCCUCACAUAUCUCAGCAACUCGGAGAUACUACUACUACAACAAAUAGUGAUGUGAACUUGACACAGAUGUUACCUGACGUUCCUGUGCAGCAGCCAAACAUGGUGCCUUCUCAUAUGCAAGCAAUGCAAGGAAACAACAAUGCUUCAGGGAGUCAUUUCUCUGGCCAUGGGCUGCCUUUCAAUACAGGGUUUAGUGGAACGCCAAAUGGGAAUCAGAUUUCCUGUGGGCAGAAUCCUGUUUUUCCGGUCAAUAAAGAUGUUACACUCACAAGUCCACUCUUGGUUAACCUUCUACAAAGCGAUAUAUCAGCAGGACACUUUGGUGUGAACAACAAACAAAAUAAUCAGAACGCCAACAAGCCGAAGAAGAAGAAGCCUCCAAGGAAGAAGAAAAAUAAUCAACAACUAGAACAAACAACGUAG